Messenger RNA from Dermatophagoides pteronyssinus (European house dust mite), 3039 nucleotides. RefSeq names its product V-type proton ATPase subunit VhaSFD (gene VhaSFD). Gene Ontology annotation, cellular component: lysosomal membrane; vacuolar proton-transporting V-type ATPase, V1 domain. Lineage: Eukaryota; Metazoa; Arthropoda; Arachnida; Sarcoptiformes; Pyroglyphidae. Gene Ontology annotation, biological process: proton transmembrane transport. Gene Ontology annotation, molecular function: proton-transporting ATPase activity, rotational mechanism. The record is from RefSeq and is a predicted model, not a curated record.
CCACCAGUUCUUCAAGAGUGAUUUUUUCCAUUUUUCUUUUUUUAAAUUUGUGAUUCAUUUGACUUUUUUUUACUCUAACUUCUUAUCAUCAUGUUUCAUUUAAUUAAAACUUUUCUCGAACAACUUUUAUUGUCGGUGAAUCGUUUCGCUUGUUAUCAUCGCAUCAUAGCUUCACCUUGCCAUUUCCGAACUUCUUUAUUUCCCUUACUUAUUAAUAAUAUCGACUCUAAUAAACAAUUUACGAUCGAAUGCGAAUGGCGAACUUCGCCGAAACAACCGUUCGACAUUCGAUUAUCUUUUCGAAAUCGUCAUCUUUGUUCAUGGUGGCCUUUAUUAUCGAAUUUGGAAAUCGAAUUGUUUAAAAUUCACGAAGAUUUCAUAUUGCCUAUAAAAGUUAUAACUCAUUCGUUGAAUACAUUAGACAUUCAAUUUGAUCGUCCAACAACUUUUUCUAUAUUGUUAGAUGAUUCUACAUUUGAUAGUGGUAAUGGUUUUUUAUCGUCAUUUGAUACUUAUUUUGAUAAGAUUGUUCUGAUCAAAUUAAAUCCAAAAUCUAAAAAUUAUUUUAAUCAACGAAGAUCAGAGCUUUUUGUUUAUACCAUCGAGAAUUUCGCUUCGAUGACCAAUGCAAAAAUUGUUCAAUCACGAGAAUUCGAUAAAUUCCUUAUAUCUUUUGAAAUAGAUGAAACUGGUCUCAGUGAAUCUUGCAAAUAUUUUCAACAAAUACAUUCAUAUUUGUUCGAAUAUUUAAAGAUUGAUAACAAAAUCAUUGAUAAUGUUUGUGUGAUCAUUACGGUUCUUGAAAAUGAAUCUUACCAUGUGAAUUGUUGCCAACGUUUAUUUAGUGAAAAAUUACCCAAUCUUACAAUAAAGGUGAUCAAAAUAGGAACUGUUUUCGAUAUUGAUUAUUGUAAUCAUAUUCAAUCUUAUGAACAAUUUAAGCAUUGGCUUAAGGAGAAUGAAGUUAUUGACAGUGACCAAGUUUCUCAAGAGAAUUUAGAUUCAAUCAUAAAGACUAUGGAAUUAUGGACACUACUUUCUCCGUCUUCUAAUAAAACAUUAAAAUUAAACAACCUUGAACAAAUCAGAUCAAAAUAUAAUCAAUCAAUAUUUGUUCAUUAUAAUUUAGCAAGAAUCCAAUCCAUCGUAGAAAAAUUUCGCUCAAAUUUUUCACAGAUUGCGGAAAAUAAUGUUAAUUUCACUCUUCUAUCAAACGAAUUCGAAUGGACAAUUAUGUGGAUUUACAUGAUUCGUUUGCAAGCAUUGAACGAAACUCUUAUUGUAGAAAUCUUUCAUCGUUAUCAGUCUACAAUGAAUUCUAUUAGCAAAAUAAUCUCCGCUAUCGAUCAAUUAUGUCAUCAAUUCAGUAAAUAUUAUCGUAGCAUUCGAAUUUUGUUACCAAGUUCUAACGAUAAUCAUCUUGAGCCACUCAUCGCAACACUUGCUGUCGCUGCCACAUCGUUGUUACAUCAAAAAGCGAACGAUAUUCGUCAAAAAUGUAUCUCCUGGCAAUCCUAUCAUUCUUCUCAGAUGAUUUCCGAUCGAGAUUUUAAAUUCAUUACCUUAUAUGAAAAAGUGACUGCUGAUAAUCGUGCAGAAUUCGUGCAACAACAUGCAAUGGAAAUGGCUGAAACAUUUUUGACAAUGUUGUCGACCGUUUCAAAAGAUGAAACAAUCCAGUAUAUAUUAUGCUUGAUUGAUGAAUUGUUUCUUGAGGAUAGAAAUCGCGUCGAAAUUUUUCACACUUAUUGUUCCAAACAUAAAGAAACACUUUGGAAACAUUUUUUCCCAUUACUAUUGAGAGAGGAUGAAUUCAUCCAGAAUAUGACUUCUCUUUUGAUUUCCAAAAGCGCUUGUUGGAGUGCCAAAAAUCGACUAGAAUCGAGUGACCUAACUCUUUAUUUUAAUUGGCUAAUCGAACGGAUCAAAGCGAACACUGAUUAUAUCCAAACAAUUGCCCGAUGUUUGCAAUUGAUGCUACGCAUUGAUGAAUAUCGUGAAACAUUCGUCAAUCUCAACGGAUUGACUGCCAUUUUUGAUUCAUUCGGCAAUUGUAGCAAUUUCCAAAUCCAAUAUCAGCUAAUAUUUUGUGUGUGGGUCUGUACAUUCGAUAAACAUUUAGUAAUGAAAAUGAAUCGAUACAACGCUAUUCCAAAACUGGCCGACAUUCUUUCCGAAUCGAUAAAAGAAAAAGUCAUUCGAAUGAUAUUGGCAACAUUCCGUAACCUGAUUGAAAAACCUUCCGAAGAUGAGCCUGAAAUUGCACGUGAAAAUGCCAUCACAUUAGUUCAAUGUAAAGUGCUUAAACAUUUGGAAAUCCUUCAACAGUCUGGACAAAAAUUCGAUGAUCCUGAUAUCAUAGAUGAUAUAGAGUUCUUGUAUCAAAAACUUCAAGAAUCAAUUCAAGAUUUAUCAUCGUUUGAUGAAUAUUCUACCGAAGUUCGUUCAGGACGACUAGAAUGGUCUCCGGUACAUACUACCGAAAAAUUUUGGCGCGAAAAUGCUGCUCGUUUGAACGAGAAAAACUAUGAAUUAUUAAAAAUAUUGAUUCGAUUAUUAGAAGCAUCUAACGAACCGAUGGUUUUGGCCGUUGCUGCACAUGAUAUUGGCGAGUAUGUUCGCCACUAUCCUAGAGGUAAAGUGGUAAUUGAAAAUCUUCAUGGUAAAGAAUUGGUCAUGCAUCUUUUGUCACAUGAAGAUGCAAAUGUUCGAUACGAAGCUUUACUGUGCGUGCAGAAAUUGAUGGUACAAAAUUGGGAAUAUCUUGGUCGACAAUUGGAAAAAGAAGGAAAAAAAGAUAACACUAAUUCUAAAAAGAAGGAAAUAUCGGUCAAGUAAACUCAUAUCCGUUGUCAUCUCAUCAUUCAUAUUUUAUCCAAGAAUAUUUGAUUUGUUCAUUAAUUUAAUUAUGGCUUGUUACAUUUAAUUUGUUUGUUCAUUGUUUUUCAUUCAUGUUCUAGUCUGGGUUUAUUGAAAAAAACAAUUGUUUGAAAUUCCAAUUUAAUUUAGAAUUCUUUGCUUGAUUUAUAAAUAUGAUUU